AUGGCGUGGGCACUCAAUCUGAUGAAGAAGCCUGUCUUCGAUGCUGAAAAGGAGAUUCCCGACCUCUCAGGCAAGGUCCUCCUCAUCACCGGUGGUACAGGCGGACUGGGAAAAGAAUCUGUCCUGUCCUUUGCCGCGCAUAACCCGGCACACAUCUACUUCACCGGAAGAUCACAGCCAUCCGCCGACAAGGUGGCCGAAGAAGCCAAGGCGAAAUACCCAAAUACACCAGUCACUUUCCUAAAAUGCGACCUCGCCUCCCACGACGCAGUCCGCGACGCAGCCAAGCACUUCCUCUCAAAAGAAUCCAGACUCGACAUCCUCUCCUGCAACGCCGGCAUCAUGGCCGUCCCCGCAGGCCUCACAAAAGACGGCUACGAGAUCCAAUUCGGCACCAACCACGUCGGCCACGCCCUCCUCGUCAAACUCCUCACCCCGCUCCUCGAAGCCACCGCCCAAAAAGGCCACGACGUCCGCAUCGUCUGGGACACCUCCCUAGGCCACCGCGGCCACCCCACCGGCGGCAUCCUCUUCGACAAGCUCAAAACGCCGCAAACCGACAUCUUCCCCAUCAUGGGCGAGUGGAUGCGCUACGGCCAGUCCAAACUCGCCAACCUCCUCUACGCCCGCGCCUACGCCAAACACCACCCGAGCAUCACCUCCGUGUCCGUCCACCCCGGCGUCUCCGCGACGGGGCUCGUCGGCGGCCUGACGUUCUGGCAGAAAGCGCUUGUCUACACCACGUCGUGGUCGUUUAUGAUCCCGCCGGAGCAGUGUGCGUGGAAUCAGCAGUGGGCUGCGACGGCGCCGUUGGGGGAUGGGCCCAGACAGGUGGUGAAUGGGACGUAUUAUGAGCCUGUGGGGUUGAGGGGAAGUUUGGUGCCUGCGGCGGCGGAUGAUGAGUUGGCGGCGAAGUUGUGGGAGUGGACGGAGAGGGAGUUGGAGGGCUACAAGGUGUAG
Molecule: messenger RNA, 960 nt
Organism: Zasmidium cellare ATCC 36951
Lineage: Eukaryota; Fungi; Ascomycota; Dothideomycetes; Mycosphaerellales; Mycosphaerellaceae
Exons: 1
Coding region: 1-960 (319 amino acids)
Source: RefSeq, a predicted model, not a curated record